Messenger RNA from Rhizophagus irregularis DAOM 181602=DAOM 197198, 472 nucleotides. NCBI's taxonomy places the organism in Eukaryota, Fungi, Glomeromycota, Glomeromycetes, Glomerales, Glomeraceae. The record is from RefSeq and is a predicted model, not a curated record.
UUUGCAAGAAUUGAAAGAUGUUUUUGGUGAAAUUAGUGAAUUAGAACCAAAAAGUAAGAGUUCUAGUGAUGCUGUCAAAGCAAGAGAAAUACUUUUACAUAUUCGAAAUGAGAGGGAUAAACUUAAAGAAAAUAAUUCCAACCUUUCAAAUGAAAUUUUGGCGGCUAAUGAUAAAAUCCAGAGGAUUGAAAUUCAAUUGAAUGAAAUGAACGAACUUGUAAAAAAUUUUGAAUCGCAGUCUAAAUCAGUUCAAAACUCAAAUAAUCGUAAUGGAUCAACAAGUACGGGAUCAGAUGAUGAAGAAAGACUCGUAUUUUUAGAAAGUGAAGUUUUAGCACAUCGAACUAAAUGUGCUUCUCUUGAGGCUGAAUUAACGGCUCAAAAAGAUCAAGUUUCACAGUUAAACGAAUUGAGACAGUCCUUUGAUACUACAAAAAAAUUAUUAAUGGAUAGAGAGGCUGAAAUUGCAGAU